AUGGCCUCCGAGCAGAACCACCAAUUCCCUGGUGGCCAUUAUUCCGGCCUCAAUCGAGUCCCUAAUAUAAAAGAAUUUGUCGCCGCUCUCGACAAGGAUAAGAAAGAACGAGAUGCUAAGAUCGACUCCGAGCUAAAAGCGAACAGGAGAAAUGGGGGUGAUAUUAAGGAACACAAGAACGAUGUUGAGCAGUAUAAGGGUCGUGGCAGAGUUGUCACGGAUCCUGUUACGGGGAACGAGAUCACCAUCGACGACGUAAAUACCGAUUUCAUGAAAGCCGCGAAGGAUCCUAUUCUCUCUGUACCGAAUGCGAAUCUGGGUAAAGACACGACAGUAAAAACGGAACCGACACAAUCUGGAGAAGAGUAUAGAGAAGCUCAAGACAUAACGGCACCGCCAGAUCCAAUAGCCACAGGAGCUACCUCUGAUGUGCCAAUUCAUGGCGAGAAGACAAAUAUUCUCUUCCACCCGACCCCAUCCGUCAGCUAUGAGCCUAUGUACGCUGCAAUCGAGCAACGUGCUACCGUAUUAUGUGCUGGGGUCUUCUUUGCGAUUAUUUUCAUGGGGAAAUUCUUCGGGGGCAGGUUGCUAGGCUUAAUUCCCCUGGCCAUAUGUGUCUGUUCCGGAGUUUUCUUAUGGAUGAAGGACUUGGUUCGACGAGGCCGAGAUAUCGAAUGGUCCAGCGAACAGAAGCGUGGUGAGACGGCUGUCGCUAAUCUGAUCCCCGAGUCUGUCGAAUGGAUGAACACUCUUCUUGGAAUCGUCUGGGGUCUUCUAAACCCGGAUAUGUUCGCUUCUGUAGCUGAUACCCUUGAAGAUGUCAUGCAAGCCUCGGUCCCAGGAAUCAUCGAAAAUGUCAAAGUGGCCGAUAUCAAUCAGGGAAACAAUCCCAUUCGAAUUCUCAGUCUCCGAGCUCUUCCGGAUAACCAUAUGAAAGACUUAAAAGAUGAGAUGCAUAAGGAGAACCAAAAAACCAAGGAUCCGCAAGAGCUUGCUGCCGAUGAGGAGGGCGGUGAUUACUACAACCUAGAAGCAUCAUUUGCCUAUCAUGCGAGGCCCGCAUCCGAGACUGCGUUAGGGAAAGCCCAAAAUAUGGGAAUGCAGUUGGUGUUCUACCUUGGUGUUAGAGGGCUGUUUGGAAUUCCUCUACCUAUCUGGGUCGAACUAGUUGGCUUGGUAGGAACUGUGCGACUUAGACUUCAAAUGACCCCUGAACCACCAUUCUUGAAAGCGGUUACCGUCACGCUUAUGGGAAUCCCAAAGGUUGACGCUGGAUGUACACCAAUGAUCGAGCGUGGAGUCAAUAUCCUCAACUUACCGGUGAUUUCCAACUUCGUCAACUGGGCUAUUAAGGCAGCCGCUGGCAUGUAUGUCGCGCCGAAAUCAUUAACGCUCGACCUCGGCAAGAUGUUGACAGGAGACGAUAUCCAAAAAGAAACGAGUGCUCUUGGUAUACUCUUCAUCCGCAUCCAUAAGGCUACAGGGCUAUCGAAGCAAGACCGGAGAGGAUCAGAAGGCGGCGGCUCCGACCCUUACAUUACCGUUAGUUUCUCUAAGUUUGGCAAGCCGAUGUACUGUACUCGUGUUAUCCAGGAUGAUCUGAAUCCUGUGUUCGAAGAAACUUGCGCUCUUUCCGUUACCGCAGACCUCAUCAAGGCAGACGAGCAACUAUCGAUGGAAUCAUGGGAUAGCGACCGUUCUAGCGCCGACGAUGUAGUCGGAAAAGUGGAACUUUCCUUGCGAAAGCUCAUCCAACACCCUGGGAAAAUGUAUCAACAAGUCUCAAAGCUUCGCGGCGUCAAGGCUGAGAGUACCAUGCCGGGCGAGCUUCACUGGGAAGUUGGCUACUUUGGAAAGACUCAGUUCCGAGCUGCUUUGAGGACAGAUGGCAAGGACCUCAGCUUACCGAAGGAGAUUCGAGACCAUGAAAAGUUGCAAGAUGACAAGGGAGCUAUUCAAAACGAUGAAGAGGAUGCUGUUGUACACACGCCGCCAGAUCCGCUAUGGCCUUCUGGAAUUCUUGGUAUCGUCGUUCAUCAAAUCGUCAACCUUGAGCUGGCGAAUGUCAAGGGUUCGGAAGGCGGCAAACGCACCGGAGGUAGAGAGUAUGAACCUGCCCGUGACGCCGGUGAGAUUAAGGAGGAGUCGAGCAAGAGGUUGCCGAGUGCGUAUUGUACUAUGCUACUCAAUGACGAAUUGGUAUACAAGACUCGAACGAAAGUCGUUUCCUCAAAACCAAUCUUCAAUGCUGGUACUGAGCGCUUCGUUCGGGAUUGGAGAUCCGCUAUCGUCACUAUCACGGUUCGUGACUCGCGUAACAGGCAGCACGACCCUAUUAUUGGUGUUGUUCCUUUGAAACUUUCCGAUCUUAUGCAAACUAGUAGCCAGGUCACACGAUGGUAUCCCCUAGACGGUGGAAUUGGCUUCGGCCGUGUCCGUAUCUCCUUACUGUUCCGAUCAGUCGAACUGAAGCUCCCACCACCGCAACUUGGCUGGGACGUCGGGACGUUCGAGUUCACUUCCGAUAAAAUAACCUCAACUUUUGCUGGCUCGGGUAAGGGCCACGUGAAGCUACGGCUGAGGACAGGAGGCAGCUCCGCAACAAUCAAACGCGAAUACUGCAAGACGAAGGGUGAUGGUUUAGAAUGGACUAUUAGUGGUGUGACUGACAGUCAAACUCCACGUCUCCCCGUCAGAUACCGCUACCGCUCUCCCGUGUUCUUCGAGUUUCAUUUGCCUGGCAGGCGCCACGUCGAACACUUUGCGGCGAUAUGGUUGCAAGAGCUGAUUGACGGGGAGGAUAAGACGUUCGAUAUUCCCGUGUGGAAAUGCGAUAACUCUAUGCGACUAUCCCAAAAUUUCAUCACCCAGGACAACUUCGACACAAUCCCAGAUAUCAAGAUUGAAGAGGUGGGGCGUCUAAUCUUCAAAGGUAGGUUCAAGGCCGGCACCGAUCGAGACCACCUCCGCUUCGUGAGCGACAACGAUUCGCGCGAGACCAUUGAGACGUGGGAAGCGUGCUUUGCAGAGGGCGUCCGACAGGAAGAAGUCUUGAAAUCGAUACCAGCCACCAUUCAAAAGCUACAUGAUGAUUCGCUGACCAACGGACGGGAUGUCCUUGCCACGGCUCCCGAGGAAGAGCGUAGAAAAUGGUUAUCUAAGGACGGAACAGACUGGACGGGUGCCUUCGGCCAGGAUCCAGCAGAUCUAAUGACCGGCCACGAAGGCCGCGCAGAACCCGAAUAUGAACCUGAAUCGGACUCCGAGCCCACCGACGGUGUCCCCAACGAACUCGGAUCCACAUCCUCCAACUACUCAGACGACCUAGGCAUCAACGACGCUACAUCCGAAGACGCCACCGGGUCCUCGGACUUCGCACAUCCCAGCACAAACGCCAGUGGCGCCGCGCUAACGCAAACCACCACGAACUCCGGCUCGAGUAGGAAAAGCAAAGGGAGUAGCAGCAAGAACCCGAUUAAACAAUUCAAGGAUUACAAGGAACGGAGCAGGGACCUGCAUCGCCAGCACCGCGGACUUAUGCAGUGGCGUCCGCUACGGAACGCCCAGUUCGCUAAGGACGAGGCGAAGUAUGCGAUUCGCAGGGUCACGCAUAUGGGUGCGCUGAGUGGACGGCAGCCGGAUGUAGAGACGGAGGUGUAGAGAGUGGUUUACCUACCUAAUGGUAAGGGGGUAGGAUGAAUGAGGUUUCUUUUGUUAUGUUAUGCUGUAUGACGGCCUGAAGGCUUAUGAGAAAAUGGGAUUGGGUCCCGUGAAGGCUGCUAGGCUUGUGCUAGUAUUGUAUUGUAUAGGCAC
Molecule: messenger RNA, 3813 nt
Organism: Annulohypoxylon maeteangense
Lineage: Eukaryota; Fungi; Ascomycota; Sordariomycetes; Xylariales; Hypoxylaceae
Exons: 6
Coding region: 1-3660 (1219 amino acids)
Molecular function (GO): lipid binding
Source: RefSeq, a predicted model, not a curated record